This is a messenger RNA of Ipomoea nil (Japanese morning glory), 1780 nucleotides long. RefSeq names its product scopoletin glucosyltransferase-like. The transcript has a single exon. The record is from RefSeq and is a predicted model, not a curated record. Bases 250 to 1677 code for a protein of 475 amino acids. NCBI's taxonomy places the organism in Eukaryota, Viridiplantae, Streptophyta, Magnoliopsida, Solanales, Convolvulaceae. Gene Ontology annotation, molecular function: UDP-glycosyltransferase activity.
CCACAAUGUUUUUUUUUUUUCAACCACAAUGUAAUUUACUUAGAACUUUGAAACUUUCCAAAGAAAGACGACAUCAACUUCAAUUUCUUGCUAAGGAAGUAAAAAUCUGGUCUUGGGUACAAGUACUACUAUAAAAACCAGUAUAAAUACAGCAUAGGAGUAUAGGACAUCAAUCAAGAGAAAAAAAUAAAUAAAAAAAAUUAAUAGUUUCAAGCAGAGAUUUUGCGACGAUUUUCAUUGCCAUUUAGCAUGGGUGAGCUCCAUGUUGUCUUCUUCCCCUUGAUGGCUCAAGGCCACAUGAUUCCUACUCUCGACAUGGCUAAGCUCUUCGCUUCUCGUGGCGUCAAGGUCACCAUAAUCACCACCCCUGCAAACCAACCCGUCUUCUCCAAAGCCGUAGACAAGUAUACGCAGUUAGGGUUCCAAAUCCAUAUCCGUUUGCUUCAAUUCCCGGCCGUCGAGGUUGGCUUGCCGGAAGAUUGCCAGAGCGUCGACAAAAUCCCCUCCAUUGAAGCGCGCAAUCGGUUCUUCAAGGCCUGCGAGAUGCUCCAAGACCCGCUCGAGCAAAUCUUACUAGAGCUCCGACCCGAUUGCCUCGUCGCCGACAUGUUUUUCCCUUGGGCUACUAACGCCGCCGCCAAGUUCGAUAUCCCAAGAUUGAUCUUUCACGGAACCAGCCAAUUAUCGUUGUGUGCUGUGCAUAGCCUCAGAAUCCACAAGCCUUUCAAGAAUGUUUCGUCGGAUUCUGAACUCUUCACGAUCCCCAAUCUUCCCCACGGGCUCAAACUCACCAGACUGCAAGUUUCUCCGUUUGAACAAAGCGAAUUCGAGAAUCCGAUGACGGAAGUGAUGAGACGCGUUAGGGAAUCGGAAGAGACAAGCUAUGGGGUAAUCUUUAACAGCUUCUAUGAGCUGGAACCAGAUUAUGCAGAGCAUUACAAGAACGUUCUGGGUAGAAGAGCAUGGUCAGUUGGGCCUCUUUCCCUUUUCAACAAGGACGCAGAAGAUAAAGCUGAAAGAGGGAAGAAAUCGGCAAUCGACGAGCAUGAAUGCCUGAAAUGGCUGGAUUCCAAGAACCCCCAUUCCGUGGUUUAUAUCUGUUUCGGAAGCGUCGCAAAUUUCGCUCCAUCUCAGCUCCACGAAAUGGCGAUGGGGAUCGAGGAUUCAGGGCUGGACUUCGUGUGGGUGAUCAGAAACAAGAGAGAAGAAGAGAAAUGGAUGCCGGAAGGAUUCGAGGAGAGAACCAAAGGGAAAGGAUUGAUCAUAAGAGGCUGGGCUCCCCAAGUUCUAAUUCUUGAUCACGAAUCCCUGGGAGCAUUCGUGACCCAUUGUGGAUGGAACUCGACUCUGGAAGCUCUGUGUGCGGGUGUGCCCAUGGUGACAUGGCCGCUAUUCGCCGAGCAGUUCGUGAAUGAGAAACUCAUGACUGACAUUUUGCAGACCGGAAUCGGAGUUGGGUCGAAAGAGUGGAAGAUAUCAGGCAACGAUGGUGUGAAGAGAGAAGCCAUUAGAGAGGCAAUCAAGAAAGUGAUGAUCAGUGAGGAAUCGGAGGAGAUGAGGAACAGAGCAAAGGCAAUGAAAGACAAGGCAAAGAAGGCAAUUGAGGAAGGAGGAUCUUCUUACUUAGAUUUCAACUCUUUGUUGGAUGAACUCAGAGUUUACCGUGCAAAACACUAACCUUAAAACAACCACUGUGGUAUUUAGCCAUGAGUUGUCUAUUUGUGUGAUUUAUCCUUAGUUUUCCCCUAAAUAUUAAGGCAAAAUAUUUACUUUCAUGCAA